Molecule: messenger RNA, 399 nt
Organism: Aspergillus campestris IBT 28561
Lineage: Eukaryota; Fungi; Ascomycota; Eurotiomycetes; Eurotiales; Aspergillaceae
Exons: 1
Coding region: 149-364 (71 amino acids)
Source: RefSeq, a predicted model, not a curated record
AUGCGCUUACAUAUUAUGCAUGCAUAUUGGAGGUCCUUCUAAGACACAAACAUAAUCUACUCUGAGUUGGAUAGAAGAGAAAUUCAGUUGCUUCUACGCUCACAUAAGCUCUCCCAUGCAUAUCUAUCAAAUUCACCAGACCAUGUGAAUGACCUCGAGAAUUAUUAGUAUAGUUGUGGUUACAAGAACCACCUCAUGCAGACACAUACACCCGAAACCGAUCUUAAUGCGAAUAUUGUAUAUAUACUCUAUAUCAGUCAACUGGCAUCGCGUAACGUGCUCGGACGUUGAGGGAAUCCAAUUAUCAUACAAUGUUCUACAACGACUCGAAAUAUUAGCCUAUCUGCAACGGGAUUUUCGGUAAAAUAACACGACAUAUCAACGAUCUCACCAUCGAGC